CGUCGGGGGCGGUGCCGCAGGAGUUGCCCCUGGUAACGGGGGAGGCAGGAGGAGGAGGAGGAGGAGGAGGAGGAGGGACUCGGCGGGAGGAUGGGCUUACUCUCAAUCUUGCGCAAAUUGAAAAGUGCACCAGACCAGGAGGUGAGAAUCCUUCUCCUGGGCUUGGAUAAUGCUGGUAAGACCACUCUUCUGAAGCAGCUGGCAUCUGAAGACAUCAGCCACAUCACACCUACACAGGGUUUUAACAUCAAAAGUGUACAAUCACAAGGUUUUAAACUGAAUGUAUGGGACAUUGGUGGCCAGAGGAAAAUCAGACCAUACUGGAGGAAUUAUUUUGAAAACACUGAUAUUCUCAUAUAUGUAAUUGACAGCGCAGACAGAAAAAGAUUUGAAGAGACGGGUCAGGAACUAGCUGAAUUACUGGAAGAAGAAAAGCUAAGUUGUGUGCCAGUGCUCAUCUUUGCUAAUAAGCAGGAUCUGCUCACAGCAGCCCCUGCCUCUGAAAUUGCAGAAGGACUGAACCUGCACACCAUCCGCGACCGAGUCUGGCAGAUCCAGUCUUGCUCGGCUCUCACGGGAGAGGGCGUUCAGGACGGCAUGAACUGGGUCUGCAAAAACGUCAAUGCAAAGAAGAAAUAAAAUCUUGACGAAUGGAGACGCAGGAGCUGAGGGAGCUGAAUUCUGUCAUGAAAAACACUAAUUUGCUGCUUUCUGACCAAAUGUUUUUCCAUCUGUGUACAGCUACAGCUGUGUGAAGAGAGGGAACAACACAGUUUAAAAAGAAUCCCCAUUCCAGCAGUAGAUUUAACAUGAUCUCUGAGGUUCAGUAUCAUUUUUCAAAUAAAGGAAUUAUAUUAUUUCCUCUGCAUAA
This is a messenger RNA of Balaenoptera ricei (Rice's whale), 871 nucleotides long. It is a transcript of the gene ARL3, whose product is annotated as ADP ribosylation factor like GTPase 3. Gene Ontology annotation, cellular component: cytoplasm; microtubule cytoskeleton. The record is from RefSeq and is a predicted model, not a curated record. Gene Ontology annotation, biological process: cilium assembly. Bases 91 to 639 code for a protein of 182 amino acids. NCBI's taxonomy places the organism in Eukaryota, Metazoa, Chordata, Mammalia, Artiodactyla, Balaenopteridae. Gene Ontology annotation, molecular function: GTPase activity; GTP binding. The transcript is spliced from 6 exons.